AUGACGACCGCAGCAGUUUUUGGCUGUACAGGAGCUGUGGGUGGCCAGAUACUCGCGACACUCCUUGCCUCAGACGCAUUCUCAUCAGUCAAAACGGUUUCAAGGCGACUGCCAAAUGCCCAAUCUCCCAAGCUGCAGGCCCUUGAAGAAAGAGAGAGCUCAAAAUGGGGCGGCAUGAUCGCCUCUCUUUCUCCGAAGCCAUCAGUCGUCUUCAACGCAGUCGGAACGACGAGAGCUGCAGCUGGCGGAAUCCAGAACCAAUGGAAGAUCGACCACGACUUGUGCAUAGACAACGCCAGAGCAGCCAAGGAUGCAGGUGUGAACACCUACGUAUUCAUCUCUAGUGGAGGGACUAGAGGCCUCUUCUCGCGAUAUGUCCCUUACUCAAAGAUGAAGAUUGGGGUGGAGGAUGCCAUCGAGCAACUCGAUUUUGAUCAUAGUAUCAUCCUGAGGCCUGGCCUGAUCAUCCAAAGGGAAAAGCCCAAGGCUGCAUUGUUGGAGAACAUUGUGCAGAGCCUCAAUAAGCUCGGACAGGGCGUCCAGGACAUGAUAGGUCAGGAUCAAGCCGUUAUUGGCAGAGCAGCUGUUGCAGCUGCUCGUAUGGCGGAAGCGGGGAAUGCACCGUCAAAAUACUGGGUUCUUGAGCAGGCUGAUAUAGUAAGAUUAGGCAGAGACGAGUGGAAGGAAUAA
Aspergillus nomiae NRRL 13137 is the source of this 690-nucleotide messenger RNA. RefSeq names its product protein fmp52. Gene Ontology annotation, biological process: import into nucleus. The transcript is spliced from 2 exons. The record is from RefSeq and is a predicted model, not a curated record. NCBI's taxonomy places the organism in Eukaryota, Fungi, Ascomycota, Eurotiomycetes, Eurotiales, Aspergillaceae. Gene Ontology annotation, cellular component: cytoplasm. Bases 1 to 690 code for a protein of 229 amino acids.